Messenger RNA from Aspergillus tanneri, 831 nucleotides. Its product is annotated as putative RING finger protein. Bases 1 to 831 code for a protein of 276 amino acids. The transcript has 3 exons. The record is from RefSeq and is a predicted model, not a curated record. Lineage: Eukaryota; Fungi; Ascomycota; Eurotiomycetes; Eurotiales; Aspergillaceae.
AUGCCCCAAAUCACCAGCGGUGAGCUCUCCAACCAUUUCGAAUUCUUGUCGUCUGGUGAAAUCCUUCCAUAUCCAUCAUAUUUCUGUUCCAAUGCCCGGUGGAAGCGUUCGGCGGUGAUGGGUGGCCAAUCCGAUCAGUCAGCAGCACCACUUGGGUACCUGGCGCCUCUAUGCGUUGCGGUCUUUUUCGUGUGUAUUUGGGUAGCCGUCGGUUCCAGAAAUCGUUACUUUCACAACAGUAUUCCUCCAUCCAGGAUAACCUUCGACCCGGAGAACCCGCCGCCCAACAGUGUAAACCCGUCAGUGAUAACGAUCAGUGAUAUCAACAAUCGUUUUCCGUUGACAGUUUAUCACAUCUGGUGGACAGACCGAAAUCAUAAACUUGCCACCACACUUCCGACCACCUCGUACGCGUCGGAUCCUUCGACAAGAUGCGACGGGAGCACUCAACGCGCGGUCGGUCAUCACCGAAACGCCACCUUGUCGGAUAAUCCGUCAGACGACCUUUCUAAUAGUUCAAAACAUCACUAUGAAGAUGUGAAGGCAAAUGCCGCAUUAUCUACGAGCGACACUCGCUCCAUGUGCGCUAUUUGUAUGGAAUGGUUCGAUACUGUCGACGUGAUCAGGCCGCUGACCUGCGGACACAUCUUCCACUCGGCGUGCGUGGAUCCCUGGCUUAGCCGACGUCAGGCCUGCUGUCCCUUGUGCAAAAUGAGCUUCUCGCGCUGUAGAAGACAGUCGGAGGAAGAGACGAUUCCGAAUGCAUUGGCAAUCCCAGUGCUACCAGGAAUAGCAAUGGUCCGAAACACAAUUCUUCCCCAUCGUGGUUAG